Engraulis encrasicolus (European anchovy) is the source of this 1795-nucleotide messenger RNA. It is a transcript of the gene pus1, whose product is annotated as pseudouridine synthase 1. NCBI's taxonomy places the organism in Eukaryota, Metazoa, Chordata, Actinopteri, Clupeiformes, Engraulidae. Gene Ontology annotation, cellular component: nucleus. Bases 429 to 1694 code for a protein of 421 amino acids. Gene Ontology annotation, biological process: tRNA pseudouridine synthesis; mRNA pseudouridine synthesis. The transcript has 7 exons. The record is from RefSeq and is a predicted model, not a curated record. Gene Ontology annotation, molecular function: RNA binding; pseudouridine synthase activity.
UGUUUUCCAUGAGAGGUCAGAGGUUAUUGGUCCAUGUGAGUGCAGGCAGCCACAUAUUUUGGAUACAAAACUCUUGAUUCUGCCAGAUAAACAGAUAUAUUCCUUAGCCAAAGACCUUUACGCUAUAUGGACGUAAAUGUAAACUAUACCGCGGUCCAAAUGUAAAUUGUCUUUCGUCUUCCAUUGUUUUAAUAAGAGGGGAAUACAACAUGUCAAACUUGGGCUAAAUUUGUAGCAGCAGUACACUGGGAUGCUUCGGUGAUGUAUAAAGAUACAAGAUUUGAAACUGCCAAGUGAACGUGUUUUGAUGUGUCGACAACGAGUCAGAUGAUUUGAUUGCGUUGACUAGUAUCAUUUAGUGCGAGAAAUGGUCUGAAAGCGUCUCAUAAUGUCAGCCCAUUAAAAUCAGAUCAGUGCAGACUCAUAGCAUGCAAAGUCUGAUCCAGCUGCUUCAUGUUUUACCAAGCCCACGAGUUGUAUUGCAAGGACCGAAAGUCAGAGGGGUUGUUUUCCAGUUCAAAAGUUGUUGGCGUGGUUUUUAUUCUUCCGCCGAGAUGAAGAGAUCAGCAGAGGACAACAACGGAGCAACUGGUGAGGUGGAGCAUUUAGAUAAGAAAUUGAAAGAUGACGGGGACCAAAGUCAGGCAGAGAAAGAGAAACGGCUCCCGAAGAAGAAGGUGGCAUUACUAAUGGCCUACUCCGGAAAGGGAUAUUAUGGGAUGCAAAGAAAUCCUGGCAACGACCAGUUCAAAACCAUCGAGGAUGAGCUUGUGACGGCUCUAUUGAACGCAGGCUGCAUCCCAGAGAACCACAAAGAUGACAUGAAGAAGAUGUCCUUCCAGAGAUGCGCGAGAACUGAUAAGGGUGUCUCGGCUGCUGGCCAGGUGGUGUCUCUCAAGCUGUGGAUGAUCGACAACCUCUUGGACAAGAUCAACGCUGAACUGCCUGCACACGUCAGAGUGCUUGGUAUGAAGAGAGUGACUGGCGGCUUCAACUCCAAGAACAACUGUGACGCCCGCACGUACGCCUACAUGCUGCCCACGGUAGCCUUCUCCCCUCGGGAGCGUGACCAGGAGGACGCCUCCUUCCGCCUGGAGCCCGCCACGCUGGCCUGGGUCAACCGCCUCUUCGCCCGCUACAAGGGCACACACAACUUCCACAACUUCACGUCGCAGAAGGGCCCCCGCGACCCCAGCGCCAAGCGCUACGUCACGCACAUGUCGUGCGGCGAGCCGUUCGUGCGGCAGGACGCGGAGUUCGCCGUCAUCACGGUGCGCGGCCAGAGCUUCAUGAUGCACCAGAUACGGAAGAUGAUUGGCCUGGUGAUCGCCGUUGCCAAGGGUUACGCCAAGGAGGACGUGAUGGAGCGCAGCUGGGGAGAGGAGAAGGUGGACGUGCCCAAGGCGCCCGGCCUGGGGCUCGUACUGGAGAGGGUGCACUUUGACCGCUACAACAAGCGUUUUGGCAGCGAUGGGCUGCACGAGACGCUGGAGUGGACGGAUGAGGAGGAGGCCAUCGCGGCCUUCAAGGAGUCCCACAUCUACCCCACCAUCGUCCAGACGGAGAGGGAGGAGAAGUCCAUGGUCAGCUGGAUGGCCACGCUGGACAUUCACGACUUCGAGGGAACCGCCUCGGGAAAACAGGACAAGAAACCCGGAGAACAGGAUGACGACGAUGGAAAUGGAUCAGAUUAAUUUUCAACUAUCAUGGAAUUUAGUUUUUCACCUUUUGUUUUAAUUCAUAAUGAUCCCAAGUGAACUGAUUUGUUUUGAAUAAAUUCUUUGUUUUACUCUGA